AUGGGAAAGCAUGAUCUGGAUGCUUCCGACGAUGACAGCACUGAACCUCCCGGUGACCAGGACUUCCUAGUCGAGGUCAUUACCAAAGCAAGAGUCGCCGGUUAUGGAAUAUUUGAGUACAGAGUCAAAUGGUUUGACUAUACUUCUGAUGACGACACGUGGGAGCCAGAGGAAAAUGUUGCAGAAUGCACCCGCCUGCUAAAGAAUUUCUGGAAAGAAGUCGGAAAACAUAACAAGAAAAAACCAGGUCCUCAAGGUACUGAAUAUUCAGCAUCAGAUCAAUGGAUAAAAAAUGAACGAAGACAUUUCCGUAAAGAAAUGGAGGCAGAAAAGGCCGCAAAUCUUGCUAAACGAAAAGAAAAGGAGCAGAGUAAGAAGACCAAGGUUCCAAAAGUCACCAAAGAAGGUGAUGCUCCGACGACAUCGAGAGCUGCCAAAGAAGCAGAUAUUUUGAAGCUGUUUCCGGACGCCGGAAGUGAUUCAGAAGAUGACGCUCCGACGAUGUCGAAGCCAAGAGCUGGCAAGCAAGCGGAUGUCUCGAAGCAGAUUCCGCGCGUUACAAGUGAUUCAGAAGAUUCAGACUCAGUGCCACUUAGUGUUCAGGUGAAGAGUGUUCCUAAAGUAAAACAGGCAAGUCGACCUACACCGGCACCUUCGAAAGUGACCAAAGUAAAACUGAAGGUGAAUCCUCCACAAAGGCCGACGUUGCAGACGAGUUCUACGGCGCCAAACAAGUACUCGGGAAUGAAAAUCUCAAAGAAACAUGCCGAAGCAACCCGACCCAGUCCCGUGAACUCACCGACGGUACCACCAGGUGAUGCCCCUCCGAUACCCAAGCCGAGAGGUUCAAUACCGACUCCACGAUCAUCCAUACAUUCCCUUGCAAGCCCAAGGGAACCCCCGACUGAUUCAUCCAAACAAUUUCUUCCGCCCCGUCCUCGACCAUCCAUUCCAACUCCAACUCCAACUCCAGCUCCGCCUGCAGACAAUCCCCCGGUUUCGUUAGAAGAUGCAGACAACUUCUUAGCGACAACGCUGACCUUCGAUCAGGUGAGAUCUCAGAAGCCAGAGAACCUUGCUUCAACCCCUACAAUGACGACCACUGCGAUCCCGCCGAACGUCAAAUUUACGAAGAAAUGGAGCUGGUCCGGAGAACUCUUCUUCGACACUUGCAAUGCUGCUGAAAAGUUGUGUAAUGUCACGAUACACGACCCGUGCGAGACUUCGGAAAUCGGUUUCAGACUGAACCAAGUAUUGGACUCGAAAGACUCGCUGCGAUUCAGUAAAGCUUACCGACAGCCAGAGUUGAACAUAAUACUUCGAGGACUAAAGAAAAUGGACCAGAUUGCGAAAAUUUCUCAGCGUGCGGAAGGAGAUAAGGAUGCAUUGGCAGUUUUUAUGAAAUUCUUGGAGAGAAGACGGCUGGUGGGUUCAAUCAAGCUAUCGUACCGUUCUCAUCUAAAUAAUGAUUCCCAGAUUAUCUCAAGUGCUUUCAUGACCAGUUACGGACACGUUGCAGAGGUGAUAGUCUUUCCUUCAACUGACAAGGAUAUGUGCGAGCGCCUCGAUCUUUCACUCCGAUACAAAUCUGCAGAUUGCUUGCUGCUUGCCUUGAUGCCAUGGCAUAUCCCUCCAUCAAAGUACAAUAUCCUGUACCUCAAACCCGAUGAACUGAGAGACUCGGAAUUUGAAAAGGAACUGGACCUGAUACGCAGAGAUUAUCCCCUUGUAACUUCGAGGCCUGGUCUUGAAGAUGCAUUUCGCAUCCUUGGCUUUGAUCUUUCGUUCGUAAAAUUCUUGCCUUCUCGGGACUACUGUAUCUGGACACACCAAGUCGAAUCCAGACCAAUACAACGAGGACGAAGAAUUCCUGGCAUGCGCCCAGAAACCAAAGCUUUACUCGACGUCCUGUCGUUUUUUAAAGCAAAUAAUGUCGGAUACGAUAUCUUAGACGCUCGAAUAGUGUUUGUUCAUGUCGGAUCUGUUCGGAGCAUUCGAAAGUUACCUGGGAUAACGCAACGACGGUUUGAGACGCCGGAAGUACGGUUUGUCACUUAUGGCAGUCAUGAGAAUGUCAAGCCUUCUCUGUGGGGGUUUAGAGAAAUCUAUCCUUUAGGUGGUAUUGUCACCUUCACUGCGACUGCACUGUUGGAGAACCCGCUUCGAGUUGCGGAGUUGAUUGAACAUAUUAACAGGCAUCGCCUAUGGCAAUGCUAUAUGCUUCCCUCUGUGCUGGCCGUGUUUGUCCGUUUGUCUUGCCCGGGUGAAGAUCCAAGUUCCGUUUACGCUAGAGAACCGUUCUUUUUUUCGAGAAUCCUCGAUUUAAUCGAAGACGGGAAGGUAGCAUUGAUGAACAGUCCCAGUUCAAGCAAGGUUCCUCCAUUCGAAGACGAAGGGGAGGACAAUAGAUGGAUCAUAGCACAGCAUGCGACUCUGUCCAAGUCGUCGUUACAGCUUCUUGAAGAAUGCUAUACUACGUUCGUUUCGGACUAUUCGAACAAGGCAGACACAGAGCUAGGACCUACGAUAGAGGCUGAGAUUGUGGAGGACCUCGCGCAGCUUCAGACACAGCAGAUUGUUCGAGAGAGAUAUCGGAGAUUCGUCGUGAUCAAGUCUUCGCAGGACACGCAUAUCGAAGUCAAUAAGGAUGGGUUUGAAUGGCGAACUGCCGAGGAAUUCAGCUUUGGCGACGGAUUCCCGGUGAAGGGUGUUGAUUCAGCAAGGGCUACUCCAGAACCGACAUAAAAUCGGCAUUAUCUGUCGUUGUUAUUAAUAUUUUCAUUUCUAGUACUUGGUGCAAAGAUAAUAAUGUCUCUAAUUUGAAACUGUACAU
Messenger RNA from Fomitiporia mediterranea MF3/22, 2833 nucleotides. RefSeq lists its product as uncharacterized. NCBI's taxonomy places the organism in Eukaryota, Fungi, Basidiomycota, Agaricomycetes, Hymenochaetales, Hymenochaetaceae. The record is from RefSeq and is a predicted model, not a curated record. The transcript has 17 exons. Bases 1 to 2745 code for a protein of 914 amino acids.